Messenger RNA from Oncorhynchus tshawytscha (Chinook salmon), 13838 nucleotides. It is a transcript of the gene tnrc6c2, whose product is annotated as trinucleotide repeat containing adaptor 6C2. Gene Ontology annotation, molecular function: protein binding; RNA binding. NCBI's taxonomy places the organism in Eukaryota, Metazoa, Chordata, Actinopteri, Salmoniformes, Salmonidae. Gene Ontology annotation, cellular component: P-body; nucleoplasm. The transcript has 21 exons. Gene Ontology annotation, biological process: miRNA-mediated post-transcriptional gene silencing; positive regulation of nuclear-transcribed mRNA poly(A) tail shortening. The coding region runs from base 848 to 6898 and encodes 2016 amino acids. The record is from RefSeq and is a predicted model, not a curated record.
AUGGGGGCCACUUCCUACAUUAUUUCUGCUCAGAGGAGAAGAGCGAGCGGUCUUAGUUUGAACAAAAUGGCUGCAAGAACGCUGUCAACGAGAGCUCACUGAACGCAUUAUGACUGUCCACUCCUACAUUUGGAUUUUUCGAGAAUGUAUUUUCUUGGAUUCGUUUUUCAAUUUGCAUUCGUAGUAGCAAGGUCGUCGGUCAGAUGUUGUUGCUAACCUGCUAGCUCCUCAGCUAGCGGCCUAAACACAAAUAAUUUCAUUUUGCACUUUAACCCAAGUUUCCUAGCUAGCUAGCCAUUGUCGUCGACAAUUUACUGAAAUCUGCCUAUUUUCUUUCAUUUGCAAAUUACUCCUUACAACAGUCGAUGACUAAUGCCAACUAGCUAACGUUAACGUUAACUCCGCUACUUUUUGAGUCGGAAUUGUUUCUCUUGCUUUUUCGUUUUGCUGUUUUUUUUCUAUAUCGUGAUACUUACGUUUAGCAUGUUUUUUUGUUGCGACAAUUUUACUUUUAGUGCAUCGUUGCGCUAAAAUACAAAUUUCUUACUGUGUGUAUUUCAAGUAUCGAUCUCGGUAUUUUUGUUAUUAAGCUGCUCAAACAGUUAUCCUGUCAGUCAGUAAGCCCCUGCAGCAAGAGAGCUGCACUUGGCUAAUGCUAGCUAGCUGGAUAACUGCGAAGACUGAAUUCCUGAUUUGUAAUUUACGGGUAUUUUUCGGAAAAGGCACAGCAGAAUGCUUUUCUGCAUCGUUCUCUUUCAUGCACAAACUCUGUAUUGAAAGCUGCCAAAGCUCAACGUGUGAUUACGCAAGCUGAGAGAAGCGAACAACACGAGAAGAGAACCAUUUGAUGGAAGAAAAUAAAAAGCAAGAAAAGACCAAGAAGGAAGCUGCUCAGAAACAGGCUGCUGACACGAAAACCAAAGUGCCAGAGCCAGCUAAGCCCAGCCCCGGUCCCCUCCACCACCCCACCACCAGUGUGACCCUGCCCCAGGCCUCACAUCCCCCCUCCUCCUCCUCUUCAGUCAGAACCAAUGGGAAGCGCGCCCCCCCUAGCACCCAGCAAACACCACAGCAGCUGACCCCUCCGCCGUCGUCCUCAGGCCCCCGCUACCCGCCCCGUGAGGUUCCCCCGCGUUUCCGCCAGCAGGAGCACAAGCAGCUACUGAAGAGGGGCCAGCCACUGCCAGCCGGAGCCCUGAGUAGCCUCACCGUGACCCCUGCCUCUGACCCGCUCAUCUCCGGUGCCCCCCCUUCUUCCUCCUCCGCAGGCAAGCGCCACACAGACCUGCCCUUCCAGAGUGGUCCUGGUGCCCAGCAUGAGAAUCCCCACUGGGGAGCCUUACCACCAGCCACCGACCGCAGCAGCAGCACCACCAGUAGUAGCUGGGAUCAAGUGAUCAUCGACGGGAGCGACACCGAGGCCUGGCCCUCAAUCAGUCGCAGCAGCGUCAGCCGACCAGCGAAUCCUCCAGAAUGUGCCACAGCCGCUGACUGUACGAACCCAGAGACCAGCAGCAACAUGAGCAUGGCCGCGGGGGUUACUAGCCAGCAGGCCCACUACCCCUCCUCUCUCAAAGCUAACGUCGCUAACAUAGCUAGCAUGAUGCAGCCUAGCGGUGGCCAGGGAGUUGGAGCCAUCGGCAGCAGGGGCUGGGGCUCCGGACCAGGACCCAUCUCCAUGGGCCCCACUGAGGGAGCCGCCAAACCCGACGGCCUUGGGCCCAACCUGGGUCGGAGUGGAGGAGCACCCAGCUGGAACUCCCAGCCCAGCUUUAGCCUGAACCUGAACCCCAACGCCAACCCCUCGGCCUGGCCCGUGCUGGGGCAAGAGGGGGCUGGAGGUGGCCCGAACCCCGCCCCACUACCACCCAACGGUAUCCUGGGCAAUGGGAGCCUGGGAGGGGACGAGAACAACAGCAGCAGCACCUGGGGAGGCAUGAUGAGCCCUGAUGCCCCGUCCUCCAAUAAGAAUGUGUCUUUCAGCAGCAUGGAACACCCCAACCUUAACACUGACGGACAAAACAGCCACCACACUAAGCAGCCCCUCAGCCCCAUCCACGGGCUGCCCGGCUGGGGAGGCCAGUCCCCUACUGAGUCCUCCCAGCUCAACGGAGACGCAGGGAGCUCCGUCUGGGGCAACGAAGACACCAAGACAUCCGCUAACUCCUCCUCCAAGAACUCAGGCUGGGACUCAGCACCCUCCGGAGGCAUGUCCGGCUGGGGCCACUCUGGCAGCGGAGGAGGCGGGAGUGGCAGUGGAGAAGGAGGCUGGGGAGGAGACUGGGGGAAGCACUCCAGCGGUGGAGGAGAGGUCAAAGGAGGCUGGGAUUCCUCAGAUGGCCCAGCCCAGGACCAGCAGGUGAGCUCCUGGGGCCAGCCAACCCCGGCCCCGGCUAGUGAGGGUAGCGGGAGCGGUGGCAGCGAGGGGCACAUCCAUCGCAGGGAUCAGACUGGCAGCGAGGACGGAGGUCCCCCUCCCCUGUCUCGGCAGGACCUGGACCCCCGUGUGCUCUGCAACACAGGCUGGGGCCAGACGCCCGUCCGCCAGCACACCUCCUGGGAGAUGGAGGAGCAGCGUGCCGCCAACGAUAGGAAGACCAGCGAGAUGAGGGGAGGCGGUGGAGGGGACACAUGGAGGGGCUCCAACAGCCCCUCUUCUGGAUCCCCACCGGACCCCCGGAACGGGGGAGCCAACCCCAGCCUGGGACCAUCUCAGAGGCCAGGCUCAGGGGGCCCCGGAGGCAAGAGUGAGGGCCCUUCAGGCUGGGGAGGCCCUCCACCCUCAAGCUGGGGGGAGCAGCCUGUCAACAAGGCCCCCAACGGUUCCGUCAGUGGCUGGGGGGACCCCAUGGCCCAAGGCCCCAAUACCACAAACAAUGGCCCAAAGAGUGGAGGUCAAUCCUGGGGUGUCCCUGAGGAGAAAUCCUCCCCUACCUGGGACGACGGGCCAGCCAAGACCCAGCAGAACCUAACCCAGAGCUGGGGAGAGGGGCCCAAGUCCUCCUCCCACGGCUGGGGCUCCGGCCAUGGAAGUGGCAGCAAUGGAUCCAACGGCUCCAACGGCGGAGAGUGGAGAGAACCGGCCGAGGUGAAGAAGAAUGGGUCCUCCAGCCACAUGUGGGAAGGAGAAGGAGGAAAUGGACGAGGAGGAGGGUGGAAGGACAGCCCCAGAGGGGGUGGAGGAAAUGGGGGCGGCUGGGGGUCGAAGCCUGCCCCUGCUGUUGGUGGCUGGGGGGAGACCCAGAACCAGCAUCCCAACGGCCCAGCACCAGGAUGGGGCUCCAAGCCCCAGGAAUGCCCCAGCGGCCCAGCACCAGGAUGGGGCUCCAAGCCCCAGGAAAGCCCCAGCGGCCCAGCACCAGGAUGGGGCUCCAAGCCCCAGGAAAGCCCCAGCGGCCCAGCACCAGGAUGGGGCUCCAAGCCCCAGGAAAGCCCCAGCGGCCCUGCACCAGGAUGGGGCUCCAAGCCCCAGGAAAGCCCCAGCGGCCCUGCACCAGGAUGGGGCUCCAAGCCCCAGGAAAGCCCCAGCGGCCCGGCACCAGGAUGGGGCUCCAAGCCCCAGGAAAGCCCCAACUGCAAUAGUGGAGGAGGUGGACCAGGAGGAGGCAGCAUGGGGUCCUGGGGCGGCCCUGCAUCUGUAAGGCAGAGUUCCAACCCCGGCUGGGGCCCGGGGAGCUCCGGAGCCAAACCCGACCCAGCGAUGGAGCCCACUGGCUGGGAGGAACCCUCUCCUCCCUCCAUCCGCCGCAAGAUGGAGAUCGAUGACGGCACGUCCACCUGGGGAGACCCCAGCGCCUACAACAAGACCGUGAAUAUGUGGGACCGCAACAACCCCACUGGAGGUAACGGUAACCAAGGGAGCAACCCCACCCAGCCGCCGACCAGCAAGAGUAGCGGAGGCUUGACCGUCAACAACAGCCACAACAACCACUCCUCCGUCCCCCCUAGCAACAACAACCACCACCACAUGAACCACCACCACCUGCACCACAGCCAGCCCCACGGCAACAACAAUGGAUCCGCCAACACCGCCGCUCCGCACCAGGGCGGAGGACCCCAGGGCAGACCACCUAUGGCCAACCCAGGCUGGGGGGAGUUGCCCAGUGUCCAGCAGCCCAAGCCAGAGCCGGCGUGGGGGGAGCCCGCUGGCCCCUCUCCUGCAGUGGACAACGGCACCUCUGCCUGGGGCAAACCCCCUGGUGUUCCUGGAGGCUGGGGCGAUGGGGGGCACGAGCCCAAUGGACCCUACAGGAGGGGAAACAACGGACCCUCUGGACCUGCACCCUGCAAGCCAGCCCUCAAAUCUAUGCAAGACGGUUGGGGAGGCGGGAGGGAGGAGGAGAUGGGCAUGUCUUCUGGCCAAUGGGAUGCUGAUGCCGGAGAAGUGUGGAACAGCCCCGCCUCCCAGGAGAACAACUCCUCCUGUAACUCGUGGGGCCAGCCACCCAAGAAGGGCCCACCCAAGGGCAAGAUGGGCAACCAGCCAGACGAAGCCUGGAUCAUGAACCGUCUCAUCAAGCAGCUCACUGACAUGGGUUUCCCGAGGGAUCCUGCUGAGGAGGCUCUGAAGAGCAACAACAUGAACCUGGACCAGGCCAUGAGUGCUUUGUUGGAGAAGAAGACUGAACUGGACAAGCGGGGCAUGGGCAUGUCAGACUACAACAACGGGAUGAACAAGCCGUUGGGUUGCCGUCCUCAGGCCCUCUCCAAAGACCCCUCCUCGGACCGCAGCCCAUUCCUAGACAAGGACGGUGGUCUGUCAGAUGACGCCCCCCCUUCACCGUUUCUGCCUUCUCCCGUCAGCCUGAAGCUCCCCCUGGUUAACAACCUGCAGCCUGGGCUGGCCCUGGGCUCCCCGGGGCUCAACAUGCAGAACUUAAACAACAGACAGAUGCAGAGUGGAAUGUUGGGCAGUAGUGGAGCAGCACUAUCCCGGGCCAUGCAGCAGCCGCCUCCUCAGCCGUCAGUGCCGCCUCUCGGCUCCUCCCAGCCUAGUCUACGCGCUCAAGUGCCUCAGUUUCUCACCCCUCAGGUUCAAGCACAGCUCUUGCAGUUUGCUGCAAAAAACAUUGGUCUGAACCCUGCACUUUUAACCUCACCAAUAAACCCUCAACAAAUGACCCUGUUGUACCAACUUCAGCAACUGCAAAUGGCGUACCAGCGUUUACAAAUCCAGCAGCAGAUGAUGCAAGCUCAGCGCAACGUCUCCGGUCCCAUCAGACAACAAGAGCAGCAAGUUGCACGUACAAUCAAUAACAUGCAGCAACAGAUCCAACAGCACCAGCGUCAGCUGUACCAGGCCUUGCUGAUGAAGCAGCAGCCCCCCGGCUCCCACUCCUCCUCAGGCCUGCACCCCGGCCAAGGCAAAUCAGCCCUGGACUCAUUCCCAGGCCACCCCCAGGCUCCGGGCCUCUCCGACCUGCACACCAAAGAGCCGCAUUCUUCUCCCAGCUCCUACAGCCCCUACCCCCUCUCUGGACUCAAUCCAAACAUGAAUGUAAACUGCAUGGAGGUGGGGGGCCUGUCCAUGAAGGAGCCUCCCCAGCCUCAGUCCCGUCUAUCCCAGUGGACCCACCCCAACUCCAUGGACAGCCUCUCUGGAAACUCCUCCCACAUGGAGGCCAACCUCAAUAAGCACGGUGCCAUUUCUGCUGCUUCUAAUCUGGGGCCCCCUGGAAAGCCCCCCCACAUGGAUGACUCCUACAGCCCCUACAGUAUGAUGGGUGGGUCUGAGUCCCCCACCUCCCCCCUGGUUCCCCCUGACAGCUGGGGCCAGGGACCGGGAAAGAGCCCCAAGGACCAGAUCACCAACGGAACGAAUAUCAACUGGCCCCCAGAGUUCUGUCCAGGCGUGCCCUGGAAGGGCCUGCAGAACAUUGACCCUGAGAACGACCCCAACAUGACCCCAGGAAGUGUUCCCAGCGGCCCCACCAUCAACACCAACAUCCAGGACGUCAACCGCUACCUACUCCGUGACCGCAGCGGAGGCUCCUCCCCUCCUUCACCGCCUCAGAACGGUGCUCUGCCCCCCUCCGCGGACUGGCCAGUCAGUGGCUGCUACACUAGCUCUUUCAGUCUGUCCUCCCCGGAUGAGGAGAGUGCAGGUAAACUAUCUGACAUGAAGUCCACCUGGUCCCCGGGGCCCAUCUCCCACCCCUCCCAGGCCUCUCUGUCCCACGAGCUGUGGAAGGUCCCCCAGGGGCCCCGCAACAACACAGCCCCCUCCAGGCCACCUCCGGGCCUCACCAACCCCGCCAAGCCCUCCUCCACCUGGGGAGGAAACUCCCUGGGCCUGGCCCAAGGCUGGAGCAGCUCAUACACCUCAGAGGGCACAACCUGGAGCACAGACAGCUCCAACAGGACCAGUAGCUGGCUGGUACUGAGGAACCUCACCCCCCAGAUAGACGGCUCCACCCUGCGGACGCUGUGCAUGCAGCACGGCCCCCUCAUCACAUUCCACCUCUUCCUGACCCAGGGAAACGCUGUGGUGCGAUACAGCUCCAAGGAGGAGGCUGCCAAGGCCCAGAAGUCCCUGCACAUGUGUGUGCUGGGGAACACCACCAUCCUGGCAGAGUUUGCCGGGGAGGAGGAGGUGAACCGCUACUUUGCACAAGGCCAGCAGCAGCAGCUUCCGCCCACCACCAGCUGGCAGCCUAACCCCGGCACCAAUCAGACGCGCAUGGGCGGAGGCUCGCAGCAGCACGCCAUUGGCCAUCACUGGAGUGGCGGCCUUGGGGGAGGAGCCAAGACCGGCGGAGACCUGCUGUGGGGGGGCGUGCCCCAGUACUCCAGCCUGUGGGGGCCCCCUAGUGGCGAUGAUAGUCGCGGCGUUAUCGGGAGCCCCAACCCCAUUAACACGCUGUUGCCAGGCGACCUGCUGAGUGGAGAGUCCAUGUAGGACAACACACUAACAAACCAACCAUGAGGACGGAUGUGUCAACGCUGGAACAGACAGUGGAAAAAUAAUAAUAAAUACACACAAAAAUUACAAUGAACAGGAACAAAACCAAGCAAAUCAUGUGGCGAUAAUCAGUAUCAACGGAACUGUGAAUCGUGUACCGGAAGGCUGGGGGCGACGACACAAGACUGCUGACCCCUACGCCCUUCGGUUUUUACGUUUUUUUCCCCCUCCUUUUUAGUUGACUUUUUAAAAGGGGAUUUUGUUUUUAGUAUUUGAUAAAUGUUGGAAGCAAACAAAAAUGAAAUGCUGAAAAGACUCAAUGAAGAGAGAACCAUUAAGUGUUUUUAAGUUUUCCAUGAAUAUCGCACAUUCUGUGUGAAAUGUUUUUUAGGAGAAGCAAUCGUAGAAGCUGCCAUUUUGAAUCUUUCCUUUGCCCACGAAACUACAAAUUGAUUAAAAAAAGGCCAUUCCCAGCAUGCCCGUGGUUUAAAGACCUUUUACUUACGUUAUUGUUUUGUUUCCAAGCACUAAUAUUAGCCUUAAGCGCUCUACUGCGGCCCAGGUCCUCCUUCAAUCUCAAGCCUUUUUCAUUGUUUUGAAACUGAAGAAAUAUUGUGAUUUUGAAAGCUUGCUCAGUUCCCAUCUCUGAGCCAGUGAAUGGAACAGAACAAGUGUGAUCAACCAAGGUCGUGUUCACUAGGAAUGAAACGGAAGCAAGCGGACUGAAACUGAGGGACUACCUGAACUUUGUCCAAUAAGAAAUGCUUGUUUUCGCAUGCUGUUGCAAAACGUUUUGCCACGUGUGCACCUAAUGAAUAUGACCCCCAAGUCACUCGGCAGUAUGAGGCCUGUCAACACUGACCGAACCAAUCAUCAGUUAAAACCUUUUUCCGUUUUUCUGGUCGUUCAAUUGUUCUUAAAAGGGAUUUACACUGCUGUUUUUGUUCUUUUUGUAUAUCGGGCGCAUUUUUAUAUCUAUCGCAACAUAAGCUGAGAGAUUAUUACACAUCGACAGACCUAGCUGCAUCUGUUUUAUGUGCGUUCUUGAGUAUAUGUCUGAUGGAACCUAAUCAUUCACGUCUGGGAGUUCAGAUUACCACUGCUCAGAACUACGACUUCAGCUAUACUCACCUAACGAGACUUACAGGUGCUUCUUGUCAAUUAUUAACAUUAUUAGUCGGUUCCGUUGUUAACCCUCUCGUCCCCAUUAUGGUCCACCAGUUUCUGGAAACGACGACAAAAAAAAUGAAAACGCUUCAACUUGAUGUGAAAGUUACAUUGUGCAAUAUAUAUGCCACAGACCCUUCUUCUUCCGUCCAUGCUCAAGUCCAAACAGGAACUGGUGUCUUUACAUUUUUCGUUCUUGAUUUUUGUUGUCAAAGAACUUAAGAACUACAGAAACUUUACCUUUUCUAAUUUUUGAUUCCCACCAGGUCACCCCUUGACCCCCCCAUGAAAAACCGUUGCGUUAACUCUUGCCGGAGAGGUGGAGCGAGCGAGGAUGUGUGUUCAGAAACUGUCUCUGCAGCCCUGAAACUCCUCAUACGUACACAUUGAACUGGGGUACAUGAGAAAGCACCAUCAGAAAGCCCUUCCUCUCCACGUUGCCACAGCCACACUGAACAGACUGAAUCCAGGUGGGGGAGUCACUGGAAGGUCACUGGAGAUCUGGCACAAUACCAAAUAAGAGGGGUUUAUCCUAAUGCAGUAGAUCUACUACGAGUGUUCCUUGUAUUUGGUACUGUGCAAAAAUGUAAAAGAUAGACUAAGUAACCUUUUGUCUAUUUCAAAGGGUUUUAUCAUAGCACUUAUGAAGAGAGCUAAACGCUUCAACUUGCAAACCAAUAAAUCAGAAAAAUGGAGCAGCAACUUUGAAAACUGAAAAAAAAAAGACAAAAAAAAGAACUCUUGCUCUUUUUGUACUGUAUCUAUACUUGGAAAUAACUUCUGGUAUUUGUUUGUUCCUCUUUGGUCCAAGGACUUGUAUGAACUUUAAAAUGGUAGCAGGAUGAAGAAAAGAAAAAAAAGGAAGUCUACUUUUAUCUGACAAAAAAGUCUGCAGUGUUUGAUUUUUUUCUAAAGACAUUUUCAUUUAACUAUAUCAAAGUGAAUAUCACUGUUACUCCAAAAUGUUUAGCCUUUUUCUUGUCUGGAGACACUAGACAUGCAAUGUUACCUGUCUCCGGCCAACGGUUGGUCGGAGUGGGGAGGGGGACGGUCACGGUCCACUGAGUGCCUCUCUGCUGUGGUGCCCAUGGCGAUGGUCGCUAGGCAAGGCUACCCCCACAGCAGCAUUUCCUCCUGGGCUGGCACCAAGCUCUCCCAUUAGACACCCUCAGCCCGGCAGGAAACCACGCUCCCUCCAAGACUGGCCAAUCAGCACGGAGCUAGCCAGCUAACGACCGCGCCAGCAGCACUCGACCUCGUCUCAACCAACCCUCUCCAUUUCCCCUAAUCUUCUUUCACACAAAGAUCACUUUAGCUGGAAGUCAAGAGACAGUCAAAUUUCUGGAAUUUUGCCAGUGUUUGAUUAAUUUUAUUUUGUUUUCGUUUGACGUUAUGUAUUUUUUGAUUUGUUAUUUUUGUCUACAUGCAGUGGUCUUUUCAAGAUGGCUGCUUGAAACUAGCCCUUUUCACUGUUCAUAUGCAGAAACACUUUGGUCAGAGGUGCCUCUGUAUGUUCAUCCUGUGUAUUGAAUGCAAACGAGGAUCAAUACUACAGCCCGUCAUUGAUUGUCUAUUAUUAGUUAGUAUCUUAACUGAUUGAUUGAUCAUUGCUUUGUUUUGGACAGUAUUCUGUAGUACUUCCAGGCAGUAUCUCAAGACGUGUAAGUUAGACCCAAUAGGGUGUCUCAGAUGGGUGAGUGUGUCCUGCCUGACCCUAGCUGCUCCACCUGGGUUCCACCAGGGCUGUCCCCUCUCGCCCGCUCACACAGCUGCUACUCUACACCCUCCAGUCCCCACCAAAGCAAACAACCUAGGCCAUGGCCCUCCCCCUGACCAGACAUAAACAGCGACUCAGUUCUGUUUCUAUGCAAAAGACUAGAGGCUGCGGGCCCUUUACAGCCAACGUGCCAAUCCUGCCUUAAGGGUUGAGCACUGACUCACAGAGCUAGACCCAUUUAACCUCUUGCUGUAUGUACCCUUCAGCACUUAGAAUAUGUCCGCUCCUGGUCCUUAUAACUGGGUUUAAACCACAACACUGUCGUAUUCCAAACUUCCACCCUCCCUCUAGGGGAGUUAGUACCACUGAAGUGGAGGUAUAGUAGGCCUCUCUUUACUGUGCUGAAGAAGACUGAUCUCCUGUCAGCUUGAUCUCAGGGUAGGAGAUGACGUUAAAAGAUGCAGCUCUCUCUGUAUGCAUGUCCUUUUGCUGUAGUGUAAGAGAGCCAAGUUCUACACUAACUAAUGGCAAGCUGUGCAGUAGUACUAUAGACUUGUUUUGGUUGGAGAAUUGUUUUUGGGGAAUGGGAUAGUAAUGGUUUCCCUUCCCAAUUAUAGGCCUACUGUAAUGUUACAAUGUAGAGGCCCAUUCUGCAUGUAAGAUGCCAAUGUUAUCCUAUGUGCCAAUACAAUAAAAUAUAUAGAUCUCAAACUAGCCCAUGUUAUACGAUCUGGAGAAAGAGCUCUUCUCUUCCCAGGAUAGAGGAUCUUUGAUAACCUUUGUGAUGGAGGAUCUUUGAUAACCUUUGAUGGAGGAUCUUUGAUAACCUUUGUGAUUUGAGGCAGGGGGGCAGGAGGGAUCAAACAGAUGGGUGGGGGCAACACACCUCAUCCUGAACCACUGAGAUAAUAUGGCCGGGUCUCUCAUGGCACCCUGUUCACUAUGUAGUGCAUUAUAUAGGGAUAUAGGGUGCCAUUUGUGGGGAAUGCCCUGUUGAUCAAAUCUUUGGCGGAUCCAAGUAUCCUAUGGUGCACAGUCAGUUUGAUGUUGGGUAAUCCUGGGUACAUAUUUUUUUAAACCAAAUGAAUUUCUUGCAUUUUAACGUCAUUUUAAUAUGAAGUUUGACACAAAAUCAAGAAGAAAAAAAUAUUUAAAAAAACAAAAAAAACAGACUAAAAUAAAAGAUCUAUAAUAUGUUAAAACUAAAGCUCUGCACUUCUAGCUGAAAUGUCUCCAGUCCAGCAACCUCUAACUUCUACCAUCCAGGGAGUCAGAAUGCAGGCUGGGGAGCCUUUUUGUGGAUGCUGUAUUUAUCCUAUUUGUUAGUUUCCUCUCAAAGCGGACCCACAACUGUAUAUUUCCACAGACCCAGAUGGCUUCGGGCCCACUGUAUCAGCCCAGGUCGCUCGCCUCACUGUUUCUGCGGUAGGCAACGAGAGUGGACGCAUUUCAAAAGGUACAAAGUCUUAACAAAAAAAAAUAACAAAAAAAAAAAUGGGAUAAGGCUACCUUUUUGGGACUGUUCGGCGUCCUGCAGCACACUAGCAAAAAUCACUAUUGCCUGUUUCUGUAACUGCCUUGAUCCAAGCUCAGAGACCAAUUAGCCGGGUGGGGGCCUCCAAACGUCCGCUCGGUGUGUGUGCACCAGCACUGAGGGGCAGGCCGUGCUCUCUCUCUACUGCUUAACUAUAGAUAUAUGGAUAUGUACGCUCGGUGUGUGUGGUAGGUAGCACAUCAACAGACACCUUGGAUCUCAAUCUCUGAAACCUUUUAUUCCUCUUAAAAGGUCUGGGUUCAAUACAAACUGAAGAUGAGCAAUAUGUAUUCCCCCCGCAAAUAAGUGAUACGAAGGAAAUGGAAUGGGUUUAGUGGUUAAACUGGUACUUGAUGGAUCAUGAGUAAUGUCUUUCCUACCUGGAGUUGGAUAUGCACGUUCUGGAUUUAUGAACAUAUUACAGUAAGUACCUUGAACUACUUGUACUGUAUGUGAAUUGGUCUAAACAAUCCAACCUGAAAUCACCUGUUUUUUAAAUGCAUACUUUCCCAGUAGAGAAAAAUAUCAUUAAACAUAUCAACACAAAAAUAUAAACACAAAUACUUGAAUCAAGGAGCGCCAAUAACGUAAUGUGAAGUCUCUUUUGUAAAAAAAAAAUGUAAAAAAAAACAAAAUAAAAAACAAUUUGACUAGUACACUUCCAAGCUUGAGGUCAUCAAUUAAAAAAGAUUGGAGAAAAAAAGUGCAAAAAUCAUUUGGUUGUGUGCUUGAAAGUCAAAUGUAUGUGUGCAAACAACUGUGUGCUUGGCAGGCUUAGGACUGCUGUCAUGUUCCAUUCAGUAUGUUGUGUAUUGACAUUGUUGUCUGUUCUUUUAUUCAGUUUAUUUUUUGCUUGUCAAAACUAUAUUCUGAUAGACAUUUAUCUUCUAACGUUGCACUGAGUGUCUUCUACCCCUCACUCAGCUAAUCGUAGACAAACGAGGGGAGAGUGACAAUUCAUGUGUAAAUGUUUACUCAAGGACUUAAUGGAAAAAAAGUUUUUGUUUUAUCUGUAAAAUGUUUAUCUACCUUAGUGGCUUUUAUUGUGGAAUAAUCCAAAACAAGGAUUAUCAUAGAGUAUUGCACCAUUUUGUUCUGAUUACAUACAAAUGUCAUGAAAAAAGACAAAAAAAAUGAUCUAAGAAUUGUGGCCAUAGGUGGUAGGACUAGUAAUCUCUUAACUUCAUGGAGAAAUGGAAAGGGAUAAUGUGGGGAGAUGAGUUUGUUACAGGACUCAUUUCAGAGGUGCCUAUCUUAUUUUUUUUAUGCAUAGCCACCCGCCGUUUACAAACAUUUCAUUUGUCUGAAGUUGAGGAAAAAGGAAUUUAGAAGAAAUGUUGAAAAAGACAAAUUCCAUCUUCCAUCAAAAAUAUGAACAUAAAACAAACUUUGCAAAAUGAAGAUUUAUGCUACUUUCAGAACUCUGGGAUUGAUCAGUGUUGUGUUUUUAAUUUCUCUUUUUUUUUAUGUCGACAGACUGUAUGUAUUGAAUUAUUUGAAUUUUGUCUUUGUAAAAAGACAACGCAAUUUGCUCACUAUCUUGCACACUCGUAAAGAUGUGGAUCUUGUCUCGGGAAGGCCAGGAUUUCCAGAGUUCAAACUCCACCAUUUGUAUUUAAAUUUGAGAGUUUUAAAUUACAAUAACUUUGAGAAAUGUAACUCCAGGCACUGAACGUUAGGGAUUUAAAUAGAAUAUGAUAUACCAUUGCUUCUAAAAAUCCAUAGCAGUUACAUAAUUUACCAAAUAAAUGACUGAAAAUGAACUUUGAGAGAGAAAAAGUAGAGUGCUUUACAUGUAAAAUUGCUUUACAUUUAAACAAAAUUGAUAAAUGGUUUUAAUUGUCAAACGGCAGUGAUUAGUUUUACUUAUGCAUUUUCUUUGAGGUUCCAUCCUGUAACUUUCAGGAGCUUUGUGCAUUACUGUCUCGGUUCCUGUGGCAGAUAUUCAAUGAGUUAAGAGAUUCUGUCUAAUAGAUGGUUUUCAGGAGACAGAUUUGAAGUGUGGGGGGGUAGCUGGUUUUUAAAGGAUCAUGAUCUAUGCACAAGUGGGAGGGAGAGUCCAGGCCUGCUUUUCUCUUGGGGCCCGGAACUCGUACUCUGGGGUUCAGGGUUUGAUGUAGGGGUGUGUCUUUGUGCUACAAAUUUGCUAUGUUAGAUUUUCUUCCCCCUCAUCAGAUUUAUGGCAAAACUUUGUAUUGCUUCGCCAUGCUGUGUAAUCCUUAAGCAAUGAGCGCUUAUCCUUCUGCUAAAGCACUGUGGGUUAUACUGAGAAAAAGCCCAUGACUUUUAAGGCGGUCUGGUUUUUGUAAGGGGGGGAGGAGGUGGUACUCUGCCUUUUUAUUUAAAAAAGAAACAUUAAGGAGAAAUGUCUGUACUGAGAAAGUUGUGGCUUUUAAUGUUUUUUUUCUCCUCAUAGAAUGUGAUUGUUAAUGACAUGCACCGGAAAACAUGUUUCCAUGAGUUAUGGAGCUUCUUUCGGACUAUAUUAAUAAAUUGACAUUUUUCUUGGCUGUUAAAAA